CUUAAAGUACCAAGAUAUCGACUGAUAGGGUUUUGGACCUAUCUUAUCAAUUUAGCAAGAGAGAUGGAUUGACAAAAGAUUGGCUCAGUGCUAUAAUAUCCAUGGCUGUGAUUAGUUCAUAAUGGGGUCUUUUGUAUUAUUGCUGGCAGCGCUGCUGGCGGCGUCCCACGCCCAGCUGAGCGCGCAGGGCGGCAGCAUGGUGCUGAAGCUGGAGCCACAGCUCGCCGGAGGCUUCUACCUCACCAUACAGAAAGAUGCGAACUCCGAGGCGGAACUCCUAGGCCACAUCGGCACGACCCUGCCCUCGACCUACACCGAGGUGGCGGUAGACGAAGGCAUAGCUCUGGACAUUGGGGACUCCACGCGCCUGACAGUCAACACCUGGUAUGAUGAGGAGGCGGCGGCGCAUGGCGUCAGGAUCUCGUGGAACACUUCUGCUACGAUUAAGCUGGAGGACUGUAUUAGAUUUGGUUCCAAGCACUGGUACGCAGGACCUAUGCAAUUCGACCAAGUGUUCCCGAUAGAAAACGCUCAGCAAACAUACGCGCCCUACGUCUCAAAGGAAAAGGACAAUGGAGCCGUCCUCGAGAGAUACUGGCUGAACUCCGCUGGAGAAUACUUCUACGUUCACCCUCAGGUCCCGUUGUUCAUCGAUUACAACAACAACAUGGCAAACCACAUGUGCUUUGGCGCUCAAAUCGCCAGCCCUUACUCAGCGAAAAGGACCCAUACGGAAUUGGCUUACGACAUUUGGUUCCUGGGUGAUGCCAAGAAGGCGCAUAUGCACGCUGUCUUCAACUACCUCGGCAAGCCUUCAGGUCUUCCGGACUACAGAAUGGUUCAGUACCCCAUCUGGUCGACGUGGGUGGAAUAUGAAAGAGACAUUGAUGAAGUGAACGUGAUGGAAUUUGCCAACAAGAUUGUGGAGAACAACUUCACAAACUCCCAGUUUGAGGUGGAUGACCUUUGGGAGGUCUGCUACGGGUCGCUCACGGUCGAUGAGAGGAAGUUUUCGAACUUCAGCAAGACGGUCGCGGAUCUGAAGGCGCUCGGGUUCAGGGUCACCAUCUGGGCGCAUCCGUUCAUCAACAAGGACUGCGAGCCGUGGUACAGCGAAGCUUUGAAUAACAACUACCUGGUGCUGAACGAAGCCGGCAGCCCCGACACGAGCUGGUGGAACAACAACGGGUCCGUGCCCGCCUACAUCGACUUCACCAACCCCGCCGCGGCUGAGUGGUGGGCGUCGAGACUGAGGACGCUCCAGCAGACAUAUGACAUUGAUAGCUUCAAGUUCGACGCUGGGGAGAGCAGCUUUUCUCCACAGGUUCCAGUACAGACGGGCGACGUGUAUCUCCACCCGCACCACAUCGUGAACGACUACGUGCGGACCUGCGUGAAGUUCGGAGACAUGGUGGAGGUCCGGGCUGGCUUCCGGACGCAAGAGCUCCCAAUCUUCGUGCGCAUGGUGGACCGAGACUCCGUCUUCGGCACCAACAACGGCCUCCACACCGUCAUCACCACCACCCUCACCAUGAACCUGGCUGGCUACACGCUGGUCCUGCCUGACAUGAUUGGAGGGAACGGGAACAACUUGAACAACUCCGAGUCUGGACCGCCGACGAAAGAGCUGUAUAUUCGCUGGGUGGAGGCGAAUACGUUCCUGCCUGCGAUGCAGUACUCCGUUGUGCCGUGGAGCUUUGAUGAAGAGACGGUGAACAUAAGCCGUCGCUACACGGAGCUCCACGCCCGGUACGCGGACGUGGUGUACGCGGCCAUGAACGCGUCCGUCCAGCGUGGGACGCCCGUCAACGCCCCGCUGUGGUGGCUCGACCCGAGUGAUGCCACCGCGCAGGGGAUUGGGGACCAAUACGUGCUCGGCGAAGACAUAAUCGUCGCGCCAAUCAUGACUCAGGGACAAAAAGCCCGUGACGUCUACCUGCCAGUGGGCAAGUGGCUGGACCAGGGAGACCCUAACACCAUGCACGAGGGUCCAAUAUGGAUCAGAGACUACCCAGCGCCUCUGGACACCCUACCUUACUUCGUGAGGCAACACGAGCCCGGCGCGGCUAAUGCUCCUUUCGUUUCUGCACUCCUGGUACUUUUAGCCAUGGUUGCUUGCUUAGUUUAUUAAACUUUUGGUUGUAAUAGGAAUGUAAUUUUGAAAUGUAAAUAAAUUUUACUUAAUUAAAUAAAUAGUUAUUUUGGGGGUAUUAUACCAGAUAUCCCCGUUUUACUUAA
Molecule: messenger RNA, 2238 nt
Organism: Plutella xylostella (diamondback moth)
Lineage: Eukaryota; Metazoa; Arthropoda; Insecta; Lepidoptera; Plutellidae
Product: alpha-galactosidase MYORG
Biological process (GO): carbohydrate metabolic process
Molecular function (GO): hydrolase activity, hydrolyzing O-glycosyl compounds
Source: RefSeq, a predicted model, not a curated record